This is a messenger RNA of Candidozyma auris, 3318 nucleotides long. RefSeq lists its product as uncharacterized. The record is from RefSeq and is a predicted model, not a curated record. Lineage: Eukaryota; Fungi; Ascomycota; Pichiomycetes; Serinales; Metschnikowiaceae. Bases 1 to 3318 code for a protein of 1105 amino acids. Gene Ontology annotation, biological process: protein import into nucleus. Gene Ontology annotation, molecular function: small GTPase binding; nuclear import signal receptor activity. Gene Ontology annotation, cellular component: cytoplasm; nucleus. The transcript has a single exon.
AUGGACCCACAGUACCUCGCUGCCUUGGAGGAAACACUCCAGCAGACGUUUGCGCCAGCCACCGUCAAGCUGGCCACGGCAAGAUUGUCCAAGGAGUUCUACCAAAACCCGUUGGCAUUGCCUUCCCUUUUCCAUAUUUUGCAGAAUUCCAACCAAGACCAGGUUAAGCAGUUGGCUGCUGUGGAAGCAAGAAAGCUCAUCUCGAGAAAAUGGGAAGCCGUGGAUGCCUCGUUGAAGCCUCAAAUUAAAGAGGCUCUUUUGCAGAGCACCUUCACUCAGGAAAACAAGUUGAUCAGACACUCUUGUGCUAGAGUGGUCGCUGCUAUUGCUGAGCUCGAGUUGGACAAAAACUCUUGGCCAGAAUUGUUGCCAGCCUUGAUCAAUGUAGUUGGUGACGCUAAUCAGCAGGACAUGGCCGUGUACACUUUGUACACCUUGUUGGAAACCCAUAACCCAGCGCUCAAAGAGCACCAGGACGAUUUUGUCAACCUUUUUGCCAACUUGUUGCAGAGUCAGUGCUCUAGAGAUGUCAAAGUCAAUGCCACUUUGUCUCUUGACGUGCUCUCGCAAUACCUUGAGGAGGAUCUUGAUGUGAAGCCCGCUACCGCAGAGAAGUUCAAGAGUUCUGUGCCAGGUAUGGUUCUGGUUCUUAAGGAGACCAUUUCUGCUGACGACGCUGAGCAAACCAAAUCUAUCUUCAACGUGUUCAACUCUUUGAUCUUUUUGGACAAUAAGUUGUUGGGUGACCAGAUUGUUGGUUUGAUCCAGUUUGUCGUUGAGAUUGCUAACAACCAGUCCUUGGAUGAAGACGUAAGAUGUAUGGCCAUGCAGUUCUUGAUCUCCGUAGUAUCCAUGAGAAAGACGAAGGUCAGCUCCAAUAAUUUGGGUCCUUCCCUCACUCUUCUUGCUCUCAAGAUCGCUUCAGAAGAGAUCGAUGAGGAUGAUGAGUUGAAUAACGAGGAUGUUGAGAACGAAAACGAAGAAAACAUCCCUGCCACUUUGGCUUUGCGUUUGAUGGCCAUCUUGUCUGGUGAAUUGCCUCCUUCUCAGGUCAUCACUCCGUUCUUUGAGAACUUAGAAUCUCAUAUAACUUCUAGCGACAAAUUCGCCAGAAGAGCUGCUCUUUUGUGUAUUGGUGUUGCUUCUUCUGGUGCGCCAGACUUCAUGGGUAACCAGGUGAAAAAAAUUGUUCCUGUUGUUAUCAGAGGGUUGCAGGACUCUGAGAUUGUCGUGAAAGUCGCAGCUUGUAGAGCCUUGGCCCAGUUGACCUCCGAGUUGCAGGACAACAUUGCUGAAUUUCACAAGGAGUUGUUGCCUCUCAUUGUCGACGUUAUCAACAAUGCCUCUCAUGUCAUGACUUACAAGCACGCUUGCUUCGCUUUGGAUGGUGUGAUUGAGUUUAUGAGCCACGAGGCCAUUGCUGACUACGUUCAGCCUUUGAUGGAAAAAUUCUUCACCAUGAUCCAGGAAGCCAAUUCUUCCUCUUUAAAGGCUGCCAUUGUUUCUGCCAUUGGCUCUACUGCUUUUGCCUCUGGAAAGGGUUUUAUCCCAUACUUCCACCAGUCUGUCCAGGCUUUGGAGCCUUUCAUUCAGAAUGCUGCUGAGACCGAGGGUAUGUCUGAAGAUGACAUUGAGUUGAGAGCCAUCACUUUCGAAAACAUCUCGACCAUGGCCAGAGCUGUUGGUAGUGAGUCUUUUUCCGCCUACGCUAAGCCGUUGGUUGAAGCUGCUUACGCAGCUCUCAACUCAGACCAACUGAGAAUCAGAGAGUCUGGCUUUGCUUUCAUCACGAACAUGGCCAAGGUUUACGGUUCGGAGUUCUCUGGUUUCUUGGACAACAUCGUUCCCCAAAUUUUGAAAUGUUUGAACCAGGAGGAAUUUUCCUUUAACCUUGACGAGAACGAGGCCGAAAAUUUCCUUGAGGAUGAAGACGAGGAGAAUCUCAAUGAAAAGUUUAACGUCAACACUGGUAUCACCAUUGAGAAGGAGAUUGCCUCUGUUGCUCUUGCAGAAUUGGCUAUGGGAACUGGUAGUGCUUUCGGUAAGUACGUCGAGGAGUCUAUUUCCACAUUGGCUGAGCAGAUCGAAGUCUCGUACGGUAUGAGGGAAGCUGCAAUGAAUGCUCUUUGGAAAAUUGUCCGUGCUAUGUUCAAGGCUCAGUACGGGGAGGCCUUCAGGGCCCCUAUCGGUGUCCCACAACAGCCAUACACCGAUGGUCCCAUCUUGGAGUUAAUCAAGCAAGCCAGAGAACUUACAAUUGCAAAUUUGGAGGGUGAGUUUGAGGUGAGCUUAGCUGCUUGUGACUUGGACAACAUUGUUGAGGCACUCAACUACUUCGGUGCUAUCACUGUUACCAGCGGGCCAUCCGACACCGCCUCAUUGGAGAAGUUGUGUGGUAUCUUGAUGGAUCUUUUGAAGAAGGAGCACCCAUGUCAAAUUGACGACGAGGAGCCAGUUGAGGAUGCUGAAGACGCUUCCGAGACCGAGGCCAUGAUGUACGAGACUGCGGUGGAGGUUUUGAUUUUGCUCUCCAUGAAAUUGGGACCUGACUUUGUCAAGAUCUUUGAAACGUUCAAGGGUAUCAUUCUUGCAAACGCCACUUCCAAGUCCAAGGGCAAGAGAGUCGGUUCCAUUGGUGCCUUGGCUGAGAUCUCUGUUGGUUUGAAGGCAUCUAACCCAUACGCUCAGGAGUUGAUGCAGGUGUUUAUGGACAGAUUAGCGAACGAUGUUUCUUUGGAGGUCAAGGGCAAUGCCGCUUACGGUAUCGGUGUUCUCAUUGAGUUGUGUCCCGUUGACUUCACUGGUCAGUACCAGCAGAUCUUGCAGAUGUUGUUCCACUUGUUGAGCAGGUCCGACAAGGAAGGCCAGGUGGAUGAUCAGGAGACCAAGGAUGUCGUCAACAGAGCCAACGCUAACGCUUGUGGUUGUGUGGCUAGGAUGGCUCAGAAGAACCAGGCUGCCAUUCCUCUUGAACAUGUCUUGCCAGCACUUCUCAGCCAUUUGCCAUUGCAGUCUGCCCCAGAGGAGAAUGUUCCUAUUUUGAAAUGGAUCAUUAGCUUGUAUGAGAGCGGCAACAACUUGAUUGCGGGCCAAACUGACAGGGUUAUUCAGAUUUUUGCGGAGAUCUUCCAAAAAGAAGCGGAGAGACUCAAGUUGGUUGCUGAAACUACAUUGGGUAGAGAAGAGUAUCUUGGAAAGAUGAAACAGUUCCAAAGCGAAGAGAUGAAGCAGAAAGUCAUUGACUUGUUGAAGUUUUUGAACCAAAACUACUCUUCAACCAUUGCAUCCCACGAGAUCUUGAAGUCUGUCAUCGCAUAA